AUGGAUUCGUCACGACGAGAAGUGGCGUAUGGUGCCACAAUUAUUGUAUCCUUCAUAGUUACCCUAACUACUUUAUCAUCAUUUUGUAUAUCAAUUCAUCCAUUGAACACAAUACUUCAACCAUCGUUAAGACGAAAUGUUAUCGAUGCCAAAUAUUGUCAGGUAGGCUUUAUUUUGUUCUACAACAUCUAGGAUCGGAUCUGAAUUGAAACUUCCAGGAAAGUGCUUAUGAGAUGAAAGAAACAUUAGUGGAUAUAGCUCAAUCAACAUAUGUUAAUAUCACAAGAGAGAAGAGAGAUGAGAUUGAUGACUUUUUGAGAUCGACUGGGCAGAUUGCCAGAGAACGAGAUUGCGAGUAGGUUUGGGAAAGGGGCCGGGAAAACUAAUCGGACACAUUUUACGAGCGAGAUGGAAUAUUCGAGAAAGGGUUGAACCUAGAUUUGUUACGAGACUAAGCUCGGGUUGUGAAGAAUACAGAAAUUAGGGAAUACUGUGCUUCCUGGCACUUGGGAUUUUAUUUCUGAUUUUGCUAAUGUGAAACUAGGUCUCGGGAAACCUCCUUGUCAAACCUCCUGUCAACAACUCAACUUUCCAGAUGUCGCUUCCCUGCUGGACCUCCAGGUUUGCCAGGUCGUGACGGACUUUCAGGCCCCAAAGGAGCUGAAGGAACUCCGGGACUUCCUGCUCGCCUCCCUUGUGAACCACAAAAGAAGAUCAAAGAUAUCUGCAUCGACCCAUGUCCACGUGGAACUCAGGGCAUCCCCGGUAUCCCCGGAAUCAAGGGUGACACUGGAAAACCAGGAACACCGGGUAGAAACGGAAUCCGUGGGGAGAACGGAAAGAUGGGACCGGUUGGCCUUCAAGGACCACCAGGUAUUCCCGGUUUGGACGGAGAGAUGGGCGAUGCGGGAGCAGAUGCCACGCCGAAACCAUUCAUCCCGGGACCAGCUGGAGAGAUCGGAGAGGAGGGAGAGAUGGGACCACCUGGUCCACCGGGAAUGCCUGGAAUCGAUGGGCCGAUCGGAGCGCAAGGACCACGAGGAAAGAAAGGAAAGCCCGGAUUCCCUGGUUCAGAUGGUGCUGCUGGAGCGGAAGGUCUUAUUGGAGAACGAGGAGAUGAAGGCAACCGAGGGGUUAGUUUUAAUUUUGUUAUGAAAUUUGGAACCUUUCUUUCAGGUCUGCCCAACAUACUGUGCAACCGAUGGCGGUGUUUUCUUCGUUCAACCACCAGACUGGAUGCUCAAUUAA
Caenorhabditis angaria is the source of this 1248-nucleotide messenger RNA. NCBI's taxonomy places the organism in Eukaryota, Metazoa, Nematoda, Chromadorea, Rhabditida, Rhabditidae. The record is from the annotation of a GenBank genome assembly.